Messenger RNA from Paramuricea clavata, 3824 nucleotides. The record is from the annotation of a GenBank genome assembly. NCBI's taxonomy places the organism in Eukaryota, Metazoa, Cnidaria, Anthozoa, Malacalcyonacea, Plexauridae.
AUUUUCGGAACAACUCGUAUGGCGGCCCAGGUACACGCUACGUGAAUUGGGGCGGACGUCCCUGCCAUGGUAAAGUAGUUCGACAUGUCUGUAUCAACGGUAUUGGUGAUUUGAAGACCAUUACAAGAGGACGUGAAUUAUUUGUGAAUAAAUUCCAUUUAGAUUAUCAAUAUCUAGCUUUAGAUUGUUUAGAAGAAUGGCUGCACAACAAAACUUUGACUGAUUAUACUUUGCAAUCAAUGCCGUGAAAUGAUGCUUCUACAAGGACGUUUUUAUUGCUGGAUUUCAGUCAUUAGGUCCAACGUCGGAAAUAGUGUCACUGAAAGAAACAGAAAUCUUAAACUACAUCUCACUAUUCUAUUUAUUUUGCUCCAAAUACAAGAAAGAAAUUACAUUAUUUUCUCACUGACAGCUUGUCUAUAAAUUUGGAAAUAUUUGUUCAGAAAUCUUGGCUGGGUCGAUAGAAGUUUACUUCUCUAAAGUUUUGAAAUAAACAGAUGUGUAGAAAUACACGAAUUAAAACAGCGGGUUAAAUUUUAACCCAGGGUUAGCGCUAACCUAGACUUGCUCCAAGUCUCUCUUUGUGGACAUCUAUAUAUUGUACAUCUAUAUUGUACGUUACAUGAAAGAGAGACUUGGAGCAAGUCUAGCGCUAACCCACCUUUGAACAACCGGCCCCUGAUGUUAAACUGCUGGUUGACCUGCUCUUGUAUUUUAUUGUUAGUCGAUAUAAGAUAAUAUUUAAUUAAAUAGAAUUUAUUAUCAAAUAAUGUAUUAUGUUAUUUCAGUAUUUCACCAGCAAAUCUUCGAUAAUCAUCGAUAUUGUAGAUAAUUGAUAACAGUCGAUAACUGUCCCUGUUGCCUUUAUAUGAUAUUAUACAUGAAGUGUGGUUCUCAAUACGUCCACUGUACAGGUAAAUCACAGGCUCAAAACCUGGUCGCCAUAUUGUUUUUGUAUAAAAUGAUAAAAUAAAGAUUUUGAAGCGUUGUGUGUUUGAAGGUUUAAAAUGCCUCUUCCUGCAGCUUUGCAAGCAAGAUUAGCUAAACGUGGUCUGAUAAAGACUGACGAGCCUGGUAAGCUGGAAUAGUGUAGUUAAUUAAAAGAAAAAAUUGUGAUUAUAUAGCACGCACUUUCAGAACACUGGUUAGUGGUUUCCACACGAUUUUUGCAAAUUUGAAUAUUUAGAGAAGGAGAACACGGAUGCCAAUCAAGUCUCGAGUGGAAAAUGUCCAAAUACUUCAAAUCCAUACCACGAGUGUUCUGAAUAUUGUCGUAAAAGAUGGGGUUCACCAGCAGAAACCAACACAAAUGAGGUCAGUAUGGUUGUUUGUGUCCUAUUAAUACACCACUUGCAGAUAAAAACAUUCAUUCUCACACAUGAGACUUUCAUGUUUGUCACGAGGUCUGGUAGGUUUCAAUCUGAUCUGCCAGUCGUGUAUAAAAAGCUUAAGCUUGUUACAAACAUACAAGUUUAACAUGAGAAAAGUUCUGAAAAAUACAAGCCAGUGUGGAAAGUUUGUAUCGCGCGGCGGAUAUCUCCGGCGCGCGAUUUUGAUGAUUUCUAUAUAUUUACUAUUAAAUUUUCGAAAUCUCCGGCGCGCAAUUUCCAAACUUUCCAGUCUGGAAUACAAGAACUUUGACAUUUUGAGUGAAGGCCUUUUGUCAGGAAGUUAGCAGCCAAUCGCUCAAAAUGCCGAAGUUCUCCUGGUAUUUUUCAGGCAGUUGCAUUCCUAGCAAUCUAAGACUUUCAUAAUAUUGGCACUGGCACAGAUUGUUCAAGAUGAUAUGAGAAUAGAUGGCAUAUUGAGGCGGUUUUCCAGUCCUCGCAUGAAGCUCCUCGCAGCUCGCUGUGAGUGCAUGCAUGAGCCCUUUAUCCAAUCGCAAUGCAAAACAGUUUAUUUUAAUUAGAUACAAGCACUCGCAGCGAGCUGCAAGGAGCUUUGUGCGAGGACUGGAAAUCCGCCUUUAUGCAUCUCUAUCUCAACAUAAUGAUUGCAAUGUUUGCUUGCCAGGCUCACUAUCAACAAAUGAUGUUACCUCCUGGCUGGUUUCUUGUACCAGACAACACAAGUGGAGCAAGUUACUACUGGAACACAAUGACCAACCAAGUGUCUUGGUUACAUCCACUCAGUAAGUCUCAACUAUUGCAUAAACUAAACUAACUUUAUUUAUACUGGAUAGCUCUAUCAGUUCUCCUUAAAAGUCUAGUAAAGAUCAUCUCUUAUUGAUCCAGUGUUACUGCUGGGGGAAUUGGAAUACCUAAAAAACCUGUUACAUUAAGCACUCUUAUAGCAAUUGUAACUGACAUGAAAUUGUUUUUUUUUCAUUUUUAGACCCAAAAGCACAAAUAACCAACCCAGUAAUGUCCGACGGAAGAGGUAUUGUCACAAAGUUAACCCUUAAACUUUAUAACCUAAAUUAACCCUUUUCAAUCAUUUGAUUUGCUCUUUGUAGGUCAUGAAGUGAUGCCAAACACGGCAAUUCCUUCACCUUUGGUUGGUUCUGAUGAGAGAGAGCAAGUUUUAAAUAUUGGAAAACAUCCCAGUCUUGUGAAGGUAGCUAUAAGACGUGAAACCAUUGUGCUGUAGAAUGUCAAAUUAGAAUAGAUAAAAUGUUACAAUUGUUUAAUAAUUGUUUCAGGGUUCACAGAAGAAAAUGCAAGCAGCUGUCAAGAGAAAACAACAAGAACAAGGUGACAUAGACUGUGUAUUGAACUUUUCUACAUAUUAUACAAUAUUCUCACUUUGAAUGAAACUGCUGUUAUAGAAGCAAGAGCGAGAAAAAAGAAGAUGGACGAUCUCGACCCACUAGAUCCUGCUGCAUACUCAGAUGUACCCAGGUACACCCAGUUCUGACCAGAUUUAUUUGCAGAUCUAGUACAGCCUGGAACUUAUAGUAUAACAGGGAUUAACACACUUGUUGAAUUGUUUAGAGGUACAUGGUCAACAGGCUUGGUGGAUAAAGGCGAUGCCAAGACUGGUGUAGAUACGACAGCCAAUGGACCUCUGUUUCAACAAAGACCUUACCCAAGUCCUGGUGAAGUGUUACGAAGAAAUGCUGCAAUAAAAUCUUGACAAGCAACUACUGUAUGUAUGUAUAUGACAAAUACUAUGUGUCUUGGGAAACUAAACAUACAGUACUCUUGGUUUCUGAUGACAAGUAUAGCUGAUCCAGGUGUCAAGGAUGUGUUUGUUACUGAACCAACCUGAAUCUACUAAUCUGCUUGAAACAACAUUUACACUAUACCGGAUACUUUCCGUAGCGACAUGAAAAAACACUUAACCGUAUCUUUUAGAAAUGCUAUUUUCAGGGGAAUUUUUGCAAUGGAGAGAUGUUCACUCAGCUUCUGGAAGUUGUACAUUUUGUAUCGGAUAGGUGCUUUUUCGCACCGCUACGGAAAGCAAUCCGGUAUACUGUAAACAUAGCGUAAAUCUUUGUACAGUGGAAGUACACAGAUACAAUUCAAGUUGAUAACUUGAUGGCCUAAUUUUACCAUUUUGGAUUGUGAAUAUAAUAAUUACUGCACAAACAUAAAUGAUCUGUUAAUGAAAAAAUAAAUAAGGCACAAACAACUAUUUACAAUUCUGACAUAAACAUGACACAAUUUAUUAUCAAACUGGCUUCCCCAGUUUGUCUUUGGCUUUGUCUCUUGCUUUAUUUUGUUCUUGCACUUUAAAAUGUGUGUAGCAAAUUAUGCCAAGUAGCGUCAGUACAACACCUAUCAUUUGGUUGAGUGAUACAGGAUCAUGAAAUAUUAGGACACCUCCUGUUAGAGUAAUACAGAACUUCAAAUGACCAACCAUAUUAUAUCUAGAAUUAGUCA